Alosa sapidissima (American shad) is the source of this 6324-nucleotide messenger RNA. RefSeq lists its product as uncharacterized. The coding region runs from base 621 to 2543 and encodes 640 amino acids. Gene Ontology annotation, cellular component: cytosol; nucleoplasm. Gene Ontology annotation, biological process: plasma membrane organization; positive regulation of actin filament polymerization; actin filament bundle assembly. The transcript has 16 exons. Gene Ontology annotation, molecular function: cytoskeletal adaptor activity; protein binding. NCBI's taxonomy places the organism in Eukaryota, Metazoa, Chordata, Actinopteri, Clupeiformes, Clupeidae. The record is from RefSeq and is a predicted model, not a curated record.
CACUCUGCAGUCCCGUUAGCUCAUUGUUAUUCAGUCCGAGAGAGUGAGCGAGGGAGAGAGAGGGCUAGUGAGGGGGAAAGAGAGGAGACAUUGUCCGGGUAGAGGGAGAGAGGUAGAAUGCACAACUGAGGUUGCAUGCGUUAAUUAUCGUUUUCUACAGAUUACAAAUUGAAGUGGGAAUGUAAAUCUUGGGGAAUUAACCGCGAUUUUACAAUCUUUUGACCUGGCCGUGUGAGCGUGAAGGCAUGAGUUUAAUCUGGCCAACAAUGAGGAGAGGUACAGAACGGCACCAAAAAUCUGACCUCAAUUUGAGUGAAUAAGGCUUGAGAGAGAGAGAGAGAGAGAGAGGGUGGGGGGGAGAGGGUAAAGCGAACGAGGGCACUGAAGGGGGGAAAUUGAGAUUUAGUGCAGUGGUGGGUUCAACCAUCCACCCCCACAAACGACGGGGGAAAGUGGAAGGCUACAGCGUCCCGAGUGAAAAAAAAGUAGACAAAGCCGAACGGAGUUAUAACGAGUCGUCUUUUUCUACGAUGAUCACAGAGACGGGGUGCCAAAUCCACUACCAUAACGUCUGAUAUUACAGUCUGAGAGGCUGCUGGCAGCGCAACAGGGGAAACGCAAUGUCUCGCUCUGAUGAGGUCAACAAGAUGACUGAAAACGUAUACAAGGGGAUCCUGGACCAGUUCAAUCCCAGUCUAAAGAACUUUGUUGCCAUGGGGAAGCAUUAUGAAAAGGCCCUUGCAGGAGUGACUGUGGCUGCCAAGGGCUACUUUGAUGCACUGGUCAAACUAGGAGAACUGGCCAGCGACAGCCAGGGAUCAAAGGAGCUGGGUGACACACUGUUCCAAAUGGCAGAAGUGCACAGGCAGAUCCAGGUCCAGCUGGAGGAUGUGCUGAAGCUCUUUCAUUCGGAACUCCUCACUCAGCUGGAGCAGAAGUUAGACUUGGACAUCAAAUACUUGACUGCGACACUGAAGAAGUACCAGAGCGAGAGGAAGUCUAAGGCGGAGUCCAUCGAGCGCUGCCAAUCCCAGCUGAAGAAACUGCGCAGGAAGAGUCAAGGAAGCAGACACCCCAACAAAUAUGGAGACCGAGAGAUGCAGUAUGUUGAGCUGAUGAGCAGACGACAGGGGGAGCUGGACACGCUGGUUGCCGUGGGUUACCGCUCGGCCCUGACGGAGGAGCGGCGGAGGUACUGCUUCCUAGUGGAUCGGCAGUGCGCCGUCACCAAGCUGCUCAUCAACUACCACUGUAAGGUGAGGGAGCUCCUCUCUCAGAAACUGUCAUCAUGGCAACAGUCGUGUUCUCAGCCCACAAAGCUUCCAGAGAGAGCGCUCAACCUGCUCCGCCACACCGCCCCACAGACCUCAGGGGCUUCUGGGAUAGCUGAGGUCCUCCGGCAUGCUAAGCUGGGGGCAGCACAACCAGGGGAACAGAGGCUAUCUGUGCAGGAAGUCCCGCCUUUACUCAAUGGUGAUCGCUCUCAGCAACAGCGCAUCGUCCAGUCCUCGCAGAGCGAUAGCCUGUCCCAGACUUCCCCUGGGCCCCAGAGCUUCCGAGCCCUGACCGCUGCCCUGACAGACCCUCUUCACACUUCUCCUAGCAGCAGCAAUGGCAGCACCACCACCGCCAGCACCAGCAGCUCUGGAGGACCAGCCCUAUCCCAGCAUGCACCUCUGUAUGUCACCACCUCCAGCAGCUCUAGCCUGCAGUGUCCGCUGACGUCUUUGCCCCCCGUCCUGACCCUGAGCCCCGGACCUCCGUCCUCACACAGCAGCCCGAUGCAAGGCCUCACUUCCGCGCCCCACAGCCCUCCACUGCCCCACAGUGCACCUCUCUCCAGGGCCAUGACCCCCGUGCCCUCUGGGCACCCGGGCAUUGGCAGCUCUCUGCCCAUCGGUCACCCCCAGAUGAUGAAGGCCACAGAGGUGUACGCCACCUCAACACUGCCUCUACCCAGAAGACCCAUCAGUGAAGCACGAAUUGGAGGUGUGGGCUCUACUCUUCCUCGAGUGCUUCCUCUGUCUCCACCAACCCGAGUAGAGGCCCAGUUUGCCCACGCUCCUUCCACCUCUAUUGGGGGAGGACUGGGAGGAGGAGGAGGAGGUGGUGGGGGGUCGUGUCUGCUGCCCUUCCUCCCAGGAGACAUCCUCAUCCUCCUCAUCAGUGAGCCCAGGGACGGCUGGCACUAUGGCCAGAAUGAGCGGACAGGACGGAAAGGCUGGUUUCCUUUCUCUUACACUCAACCUUUCCCCAGCUCAGCAGAUCAGCAGGAGCAAAGGUGCGGAAACACCUCUCUCCUGCUGUCCAAGGUUAACAGCACCAGCACCGGGCAGCUGGACAAGCUGGAGAAGCUGAUUCCGUCCGGCCCGCUGCUGCUGAGCCCAGACUCAGAGGACGAGGGCUCGGUCUCCUCCCAGAGGGUCAGCACCUUCAGGCCCCGUCCCUACAGCAUGGUCAACCCGGACACCAACCAGCAGACUGCUGCUAAAGCGGUCCACAGACAACAGAUGGGCAGAGUAAAAGUAGAAGAUCUCAUCUGAGUUUGCCUCACCACCUCCCUCACCAACCAGGACCAACCCCUUUGCUCACAUCCGCCUCAGGAAGACGGUGACCAACGACCGCUCGGCACCCGUCAUUGAGUAGGACACGACGUGUCUAUAGAAGGAUCAGCUCGCUGGGCUUUGGAAACUGAUAAAGCAGUCAUAAAAUAAUGACUCACUAAAUGCUUGUUUGGUGACUAGGGUGCUAUCAGGUGUGCUAACAGCUUCUCACUCUACAGUCCAAUACUGGCAGUGUCUACGUUAGUGAGAAAAAAAUUGAUGAUUUAAUGAUGAGAUGAUUUUCAUCAAAACUUUGCUAAUUUUUUAAGUUACUUUCUUUCCUAACAUUCAAAUUUCCAAUUUAGAAAAUUCCCUGGAAAUGAAAAUCAAUGAAAAUGCAUUAUGGAAUAGCUAUUAGGAACCAUGUUUUAUAGUGGUUAACAAUAUUUGCUAAUAUACGCAUAAUGUCUUCAUUUUAAUAUCAACUUUCACACUGGAAUGUGCCAUAGAGAUGUCAUUCUGUUGACCUAAGCUUACUUUAGUAUGGCUGUUUCAUUAACAUGGUUGUUUCCAUGGAGGAGUAGUUUAUAAACAGGCAUUGUGCACGGAUUUGCAGCCUCUUCACGCUGUAAACGGGGUCCAGGUUCUGAGUGGAGCACUGAAUAGUCUGUCAGACUGUACAGAAUGUGCAUAGCAUAGCAUUAACGCUGGUAAACUGUUGAAAGUCUAUAUAUAUAUAUAUAUAUAUAUAUAUAUAUAUAUAUAUAUAUAUAUAUAUAUAUAUAUGUGUGUGUGUGUGUGUGUGUGUGUGUGUGUUUUUGCUUUUGUGCCACUUCCAUACCUGAGGCUUAUGCUCUCUGAAGUGUUGCAUAUGAAAUUUACUUGUCUUCUUUGUGUCCACUUCUUAAACAUAUAGCUCAUAAUGGGUAAAUGAUUAAUAUAAACCCUAUAAUCUUGGUGUAAAUGUAGCGUAUGUCUUUUGCUAAGGGGGACAGCAAUGGAGAUAGGAGUUGAAAUUGUAUAGCAGUCUUCAUAACCACAAAGUAUUACUGCAUAAUACAUUUGCAUCUUAAAUAUGUUCUUUGAAAUGUUUCAGCAUCAGUCGCCUAUAAUAUUAGUUUUUUCCCCUUCUUUUUAACACAUAGGGAUCUGAAUUUUUGAUUAUAGGCUAAUUUAUAGGCAAAUAAUAUCUGCUUAUUUUCUCAUGCCUUUAAGUGUUGAUUUUAAGUUCAGCAAUGAAUGAACUUAAAUGAUUAUUUGAACUACAGUUAGACAAGAGAACAUUGUUAAUGUGUCAAAAGUGGCCAACUCAAUUUUUAAAUUAAAUAUUGUCUUGUAUGGUUGAGGUACUCAGUAGCAAAGGAAGUGAGUCGAUGGAUGUGGAAAGCGGCAGUUUUAUCUGACUGGAAAGAGAUGUUUGGACAUUUUAAAUGUCUGUGGUGAUGAAAAUGAAAGCAAGAAUUAAGAUGGAUAUCACCAAUAGUCUUUAUGUUUUCCCCCACUGUCUCUGUAGUUGAAACGUACAGUAGCUUGUUUCCAGAUCACCAUCAUAAGUCAGACCUGAUAGGUUAUCAACUGUGUGGACUGAAAAGAAACUACAGACCAUAUUUCAUCUUCUGAUGUACACCUGUAUAUUGUGUGUGGCUAUCUGAAGGUAGACCAUGGUCAAAAGCUAGGGGUAAGAGGGCUAAGGCUGGAGAUGUGACGUGACAAAUGGAAUGGAAAGUGUGGAGUGUUCUGGAAUGUUGAAAAGUGUAGGAGUAAGUGUUUAAGGCUAAGUAGAGUUUAGAUUAGAUUCCUUCAUUGAUAUUUAGCCACUUUGUGUCGCAUCUACCCUUCAUUAUCAGUGUUUUCCUCUCCUAUCCAAUCAAGGAAAGCUGUGUAAGAUUCAUGAGGGAGAUAAAUUAACUGUUUAACAGUGUAUUGUGCAAGGCUUCUCAGCAGGUUAAGAGUUCAUAUGAGUGAAAUUUACAAUCCGUCCCCUUGAUUUUGAAGGAACAACUGCUGAGACUUAUAUAUGUACCGUUUAUUUCCCAUUUUCUUUUGGAUGGGCAUCCACUGUGCAUAUAUUGCUAUAGGUCAUUUUAUUUCAAAAUGCAUCAGAAAGUAAGACAACAAAUGUUUAAAUAUUAGGCUUGUGCAUUGAAACUGAUCUAACACUAUUACGCAGACAUGGUGACAUUAUUAAAACUGAUAAUGUAACAGAUAAUUUUGCCCUAAGAGUCAACAUCGUCAUCGAUAUAACUAUAAGUAUCAGAGCUAGAAGUCAUUUCUAAGUUAUUAUUUAACUUAGAACCAACCUUUCAUUGCCUCUACUAUGAAAACAUUGUGCGUUGUUUGCUGUGUUUAUGCCAAGAUAUUGAUUUGGACACAGACAACUUUUAUCAUGCAUUGUGUUGUCAAGGUCAAUAGAUUUUUUUUUAUUAUUUCCUGUCUUUCAACUUGGGCAGAUGAAGUUUCUGGAGGAUAGUUUACAAGAUGGGCUAUAUAAAUGUUGACAAAUAUGCUAAAUUGCUAACAGGGCAUUUAAUUAAAAUAAGCAUUACAAAGAAAUGGCUUAUUUUAACUUGCAGCAUCCAUUUGAGCCUCCACUUUAUAAAGAAAAUCCUGAGCUGCAGAUUCAAAGGAAAUCUACCAAGAAAGAAUAUAAAACAAGAGGAGUUUUACCGGAGCAACACAGAUGUAUAAACUUCAGAUUUUAUUUUAAAGUGCCAACAUAAGGGACUAACGUUUCGACGUUCUGCCACGUCUUCUCUUCUCUACUAGACUCUGACGAAGACGUGGCAGAACGUCGAAAUGAUGGUCCCUUAUGUUGGCACUGUAAAAUAAAAUCUGAAGUUUAUACAUCUGUGUUGCUCCGGUAAAACGCCUUUCUCUUGCUAUAAUUAGUCCUCUCCCGUUGACGCACCAGUUAUUUAAUUACAGAAGUGCAGAGGAACGUUUUUCGAAAGAAUAUAAAACCUCAUGGGUAGUUUGUCAGACAGCUGUACUACCAUGACAUCACACCCAACAUCACCCAUAGAAUGCUGACAUCCGAUCAGCAAAGCAAAUACGCAAAAUCAAACUCUUCAUCAGUAUACCAGUUUUCCCCAAGAUGCAUGAGUGGAAGUUGAAAUUCUGAGCUUUCCAUAACGAUACUGCACUCAAAGUGCAAGGAUGACAUUUAUAUUUCUUUUUUCCUCUUGCAUUGUCUGAGGUACCUAUUUGCAUUUUCUGUGAUGACCCAGCUCUCUCUGGGUAGAGCCCUGUAUGCUGGAUUUGUUUCCAUGUCCGAUGGAAUAUUGCAGUUAUAGCACGGUAUGAACUUCAUGCUUCUACUUUACUAAAGGUAUGCCAGCAUAAAAAUGGUCAUAAAAAAGCAUACACCCUGAACAUUUUUUUCAUGCAGGCAUUUUAACUUACAAAAGAUUGCAUCUUUCAUUUCAGCUAAAUAACAUGCCUUGUCUGUACCAUUUAAGUUCAUGAAUUUAGAGUUAGAAUUUUGCAAGAACAAACCUUUGGUAAAUCCGGACCUGAACUUCAAAGACUACUCCAUUGUAACUUUCAAUCUCCUCUCUCACAAAACAAUACAUAGGAGACUUUUGGAAGAAAAACAAAUUAUGUAUGUGAAGCUAUACAGUGACUUCUAGAACACAGACCUGUGCUAUUUCCUGCACUGGGUCACACAUAUACUAUGAAUACUCUAACCAAGAGUCGGACACAGAACUGUUCUAUUGCAUCAUUUAUGUAUGUUAUGUUUUUAAAGAUGAACUCAAAUAAAAUAUGUUAAUCGUUACAGUUA